This is a messenger RNA of Populus nigra (black poplar), 1361 nucleotides long. RefSeq names its product RNA-directed DNA methylation 4. The record is from RefSeq and is a predicted model, not a curated record. Bases 68 to 1129 code for a protein of 353 amino acids. NCBI's taxonomy places the organism in Eukaryota, Viridiplantae, Streptophyta, Magnoliopsida, Malpighiales, Salicaceae. The transcript is spliced from 10 exons.
GUUAUAAGUAAAACCGCUGCAAUCCCCAAUUUCCCUCCUUUUACGCACCGCCAAAACCCUAAAUUCCAUGGCGACAAUCGGCGAAACCUCUAUGAAUCCUCCUCAGUCGAAGCCCGUCGUUGUUAGGGUUAAACGGAAGGCUCACCAGUCUCGCCUCGACGCCUUCUGGCUUGAAAUCAAUGAGAAACCAACGAAGAAGGCGAUGUUGGACUUGGAGAAGUUGUCAAUUAGUAAUAACUCUGUUGAUGUUCAAGUGGAGGAAUUGAAGGCUAAGAAGGUUUUGGUGAAGCAUGUUGAGACAGUUACUAGCAUGGAAACUACAAUGGAGAUAGUACAAUCAUUUGCGUCUAAUUCUGCUCAUGUAGUUGAAGAACAAAAACGAACCAUUAAAAAGUACAGUAAACAAGAGCAGAUUUUGUCAAGAUCCAGACGAAAUCAAGAGGUAUUGGCAUCGGAUGCUCGUUUUGAGCAAAUUUGGAGAAGCCGAAGGGGAGACAAAGGGGCAUCAGAAGAUAAAGCACUGCAUGAUAUAUGUAGUUUUUAUGAUGUUGUUCGUGUUGAGGAAAGUUUCAAUGAGGUGCAAGAGCUUGAAGUUGCAUCUUUGGAGGAUCAGAAGAUUCUAUCCAGCUAUCUUCCUCUACUAAGAGAGUUUCUUCCAAGUGCUGUUGCAGAAGUCGAAUCUGAUAUCCAUGCUUACUUGUCCAAUCAAGGUUCUGCUUUCGAUGCAAUCCCAUUAGAUGUAGAUGAUUAUGUGUAUGACUAUUACACUGUGAAGGAUGACAUGGACAUAAAUGAUAUAGAGACUGCUAGCCCGUUUCCUCUGGUAAAAGUUGAGGAAGAGGAUUUCUAUGAUGGCCCAGAUGAUGAGUCAGAAUAUGACACUGAUGAUUCAAAUGCUGAAGAUCAUCCACGAAACGAUUAUCCUGAUGAAGCAUCUUUAGAUGACCAUGAAUCAGAAAGUGAAGCAUCUCUUGAUGAAUCUGAAAGAGAGGAGGAAGAGGAAGAGGAGGAGGAAAGUGAUGCUCCCAGCAUUAAGCAUUCAGAAUAUGAUGACGCUGACAAUUUUGAUGAUCACGGAAGUUACUUUGAUUAUCCUGAAUGUGAAUAUGGCAGUGAUGAUGAAGAUUGAAGGUGAUUUGUUCAGUGAAACAAAAUUUUGAGAUCCCCGUCAUUGUCUCUUUGAUUUUGUGCUUGCAGUGGAAAGAAAAUGCAUAUACGCUCCACGCAAACUGGUGAAGGUAAACUGUAGAGGGACAUGCUCAUAGAAUGUAGGACACUGUGGCCACAGAACUUUGGAGAUGUACCGAAUUUCUUUGUUCUGAUUAGUGAGAAAAGAAUGCUCUACUAGUUUUCCUAGGUAA